Messenger RNA from Diatraea saccharalis (sugarcane borer), 1809 nucleotides. NCBI's taxonomy places the organism in Eukaryota, Metazoa, Arthropoda, Insecta, Lepidoptera, Crambidae. The record is from the annotation of a GenBank genome assembly.
CCAUUGACACAGAAUUGUUCUGUGUCAUGAUUAAAAAGUCUUUUUCUGUUUUUUGAUCAAUUUAAGUUUAGCGGUUGACUGGGAAAAAAAUAUCUGUUUUAAUUUACCUACAUAAUGAUUACAAAAGGUCAACAAGUGAUCGAUCCAGGAAUUUGCCGUUGCUGUGGCGCAACAAAAAAAUGUCGUAUAUUAAAUGUAGAAUACCAUCACCAAGGUCAGAAGGAAGUAUAUUCUGAUAUUUUCGACGAAUGCUUCAGUUUAGUGCUGUCUCACUUAGAUGGAGAUGUAUUGGACCAGUUGAUAUGCGCGAUGUGUGUCAGUCGCUUGCGAGAGGCCAACGCGUUCAGACGUCAAGUGCUUCAUUGGGAGGAGAAUUUUUUAAACAGUAGAAUAAUAAAAAAUGGUGAGGCUCCUGAAUUUUGUGUCAUUCCAUUUUUAUUAUCGCCUUGUGUAUGUCAGGUUACCACAGCCGCGGCGCUUAUCCACUACGCCACCGAGCUACUCGAUUAUGAAUAUUGUGUAUUAAUUUAUGAUCUUUCUUUAGAUGACGUAUCCGAUGAUUCGCAAAGUAUCGAAGCAAAAUUGCCCGUCAAAAAUGAGUCGGAACAUCGUGACACUGAACCUCGGUUCGAUGAUUUUAUAAGCUGCAGUAAUAAUUAUGAAACGUCCAAUUUAAAUAAAGAAGACACUGUAAUGAAAUCUAAAUCAAUAAAAAGAACAAAAACAAACAUUGUCUCUAAAAAUGAGCAUCUGCAUUCAAAGGAGCUACUGUUAAUGAAAAUUCAAAUAACGAAGGAGAGAUUGAACAGCGCACAAAAUCUAUCACAUUCUCCGAAGACCUCACAGCAGCCAAUAAAGAAAUUCGUAGACAACGACAAGCUGAAUUUCCAAAACAACGUCACAGUAAUUGAGAACUCAUUCGUCUGUCCCUUUCACACUUCCUACAGUACAUACGGCUGUGUAUAUUGUGAUAAAACAUUUUUAGACCCAUCGAAACUUCGAGAACAUACUCUGAAACACGAUCCUGUUAAAUUUAAAACGUUUAUUUAUAGAAAGGCUGUGUACCUAGACAUAGACAGGAUAGAUUGCAGACUAUGCGAUAAAAGUAUGGAUGAUUUACAAUCUCUAAAGGCUCAUUUGUCUAUGGUGCACGGGAAAAUGCUGCAUGACGUCAGAGAUAACCUACUCACGUUUAAAUUGAGAAAUGACAAAUUAUCUUGUACUGAAUGUGGACAGUCCUAUAGUUUUUUUCAUGCUCUAAAGAGGCAUAUGGCUGUACAUUCAGGUGCAUUUGUCUGUGAUGUGUGCGGUUUAAAUUUUUUUAAUAAUACAUCUCUUGACGUUCAUAAUAAGAAGCACCAUUUGGAGACAGACAAAAUCCCUUGUACGGAUUGUGGAAAGUUUUUCAAGUUGAAACAUAAUAUGUUGGCACACGUAUCAGCUGUUCAUAAGAGAGAGGCAGCGUUCCAAUGCAGCAAGUGUGAUUUAAAGUUGUAUUCGCAGAAGGAGAGAUGGAAGCAUUUAUCGAAAGUGCACGGUGAAGAGAGACAGUAUAAUUGUGGAUGUGGAAAAGUUUUUAACAGCCUAAAAACGCUUAGGGAUCAUGAUAGGAGGGUACACUUGAAGAUAUUUAACCAUCAGUGCAGUAUAUGUAAUAGGGGAUUCUCGUUGCCGUCAAGACUGAACAAACAUAUAAUGUCAGCUCAUAGAGGUGAAUGCAGUUUUCACUGUGAAUUGUGUGGUAAGAGUUAUCCGAGGCUCCAUUAUUUGAAACGCCAUCUUCAAUCUCACGGUCCUCAUGUUAGGUAG